CAAAAAGACAAAGGUUAGCGCCUUUUUUUUUUCUCUUCCUCCAGCUCAACGAAAUAACGCGAGACUCGGAAAUCCAGCUCUCUCGCGCGCUUGUUCUUCCGUCUCUGAAGCGAUGAGUCUCUUCGGUCUGGGCAGCAGAAAUCAAAGGACUUUUCGCCCCAAAAAGAGUGCACCAUCGGGGAGUAAGGGGGCUCAACUCAGAAAGCAUAUUGAUGCCACUCUUGGUAGUGGAAACUUGAGGGAAGCAGUUAGACUUCCAACUGGGGAGGAUUUGAAUGAAUGGCUGGCUGUUAACACUGUGGAUUUCUUCAACCAGGUGAAUUUGCUAUAUGGAACCCUCACAGAGUUCUGUACUCCUGAGAGUUGUCCUACAAUGACUGCUGGACCCAAGUAUGAGUAUAGGUGGGCUGAUGGUGUACAAAUUAAAAAGCCUAUUGAGGUCUCUGCUUCAAAAUACGUUGAAUAUUUAAUGGAUUGGAUUGAAUCUCAGCUCGAUGACGAAUCAAUAUUCCCUCAAAAGCUUGGUACGCCAUUUCCUCCAAACUUCAAGGAGGUUGUGAAGACGAUAUUUAAAAGGUUGUUCCGUGUAUACGCCCACAUUUAUCAUUCUCACUUUCAGAAAAUUGUGAGCCUCAAGGAGGAGGCACAUUUAAAUACAUGCUUCAAGCAUUUCAUACUUUUUACCCAUGAAUUUGGUUUAAUUGACAAAAGGGAGCUGGCUCCGCUUCAGGAGCUGAUUGAAUCCAUUAUUGUUCCAUACUGAACAGGUUUGCAUAACUGGACAGAAAACCUAUUCUAGAGACACAACUAAUGAAAUAAUCAAUUACUUUCUGCAUUUUACUGUAGCGUUUGUAUGGUGGUUUUAUUGUGUACAUGUGUUCUGUAUUUGGAUGUUUUAAGUUUGUGGAUGCUAGGUUAAAUGUAUCUUCUCCUUUUUCUCACAUGAGGUGUUGGCAUUUCAAAUUGCAUAAAUUUCAAUACAGGUUACUGUUUGAGCUGGUAAA
This is a messenger RNA of Cucurbita maxima (winter squash), 1004 nucleotides long. RefSeq names its product MOB kinase activator-like 1A. The coding region runs from base 113 to 763 and encodes 216 amino acids. Gene Ontology annotation, biological process: signal transduction; positive regulation of protein phosphorylation. Gene Ontology annotation, molecular function: protein kinase activator activity. Gene Ontology annotation, cellular component: cytoplasm; nucleus. NCBI's taxonomy places the organism in Eukaryota, Viridiplantae, Streptophyta, Magnoliopsida, Cucurbitales, Cucurbitaceae. The record is from RefSeq and is a predicted model, not a curated record. The transcript is spliced from 7 exons.